Molecule: messenger RNA, 225 nt
Organism: Paraglomus occultum
Lineage: Eukaryota; Fungi; Glomeromycota; Glomeromycetes; Paraglomerales; Paraglomeraceae
Source: the annotation of a GenBank genome assembly
AUGUCAGGAAGUGAUCCACAGGUCCUCACCGGUUCCAUGGGAUUGGACUAUACGUCUUUGGGAUUUGGCUGCUGGCAAGACGAUGGUCACGCUUACGCAUCACAAGAAGUCUGUCCGUGCUCUCACGCUUCUCCAUACCAUUUUCCAGAUGCAACAGCUCAAGAACCCAUGUCCUCCACUUCACCCAAAUUAAGCAUGUAUUUAUUGGCGAGCUUGCCAGAAUAA